AUGAUACGACAAAGUCCGGUUUCGGCUAUACGGCGCUUCUCUACGCAACCGACAAUCGAUCGCAUCAAUCAGACCAUUCGACUACCAGAUGGUAGAACCCUUGGAUUUGCCGAGUACGGAGCGCAUAAUGGUCGCCCAUUGAUAUAUUUCCAUGGGUAUCCGUCUUCACGAAUUGAAGCAAAGCCGAUUGACAAGUAUGCCAGCCGCCAUGGCAUUCGCGUCCUUGCCCUCGACCGUCCCGGAUACGGAUUAUCGUCGCCACAGCCUGAGCGAACUAUGCUAGAUUGGACAAAAGACGUGGAGAGUUUCGCAGAUGCCAUGGAUAUUAAGAAAUUCGCUAUUCUCGGAACCUCGGGGGGUGGACCAUUUGCUGCUGCUUGUGCCUAUGCUUUACCUCGACAACGCCUGACCAGUGUCGGUCUCUUCGCGUCAGGGCCGCCUUGGGCAGCUGGUAAACAAUACAUGACGCGAACACGGAGAAUGGCAUGCUUUUUGGCACACAAGGCACCGUUCAUUCUAAAGCUCAUUUUGGAUGGUGUGUUAGCUUUUGGCCGCUGGCUUACAUCGCGGACGUUUGUCACCAAGCGCAUACAUACGUGGCUGGAAGCCGUCAAUGCAAAACUUGCAGCAGAUGCGAAGGAUGCAUCGAAGCCCUUUGAGCGAGACGAGACGCCAGUUGCCCAACAAAGAGAAUAUUUAGUGGAUCUGAUCCUAGGGGAGCCUUUUCGACAAGGCACAGGCGCAAUGACGCGUGAAACCAAGCUUCUUUCAGCACAGGACUGGGGCUUUCCCUUGGAAGAUACUACAUAUCCUAUCCAGAUUUGGCAUGGCACGAAAGAUGUGAAUGCGCCGAUAGAGGCGAUUCGGUAUUUGGCGGAGAAGAUGCCUAAUGCGAAGCUUACCGAGUUUGCGCAGGAUACCCAUUACACCAUGGGGACUAAGAUGGAUCAGGUGGUUGAGGAGCUAAUGGCGACUGAUAAUUCGGAGUUGAAAUAA
Molecule: messenger RNA, 996 nt
Organism: [Torrubiella] hemipterigena
Lineage: Eukaryota; Fungi; Ascomycota; Sordariomycetes; Hypocreales; Clavicipitaceae
Source: the annotation of a GenBank genome assembly